This is a messenger RNA of Macrosiphum euphorbiae (potato aphid), 216 nucleotides long. NCBI's taxonomy places the organism in Eukaryota, Metazoa, Arthropoda, Insecta, Hemiptera, Aphididae. The record is from the annotation of a GenBank genome assembly.
AUGCCACAAUCUUCUACACUCCCAUUCAAAGACAAAGAUAAAAUGAAUAAUCCUAAAUUAAAUACUACAAAGACAAACAACGGUGACCCUAAUCAACGGACAAUCCAACUUAGUAAAAAUAAAUCAACUGCUACGAAGACUAUUCACGCCUCUGAUGUAAUGGAUACUUCAAAUAAUGAUAACUCGUCGUCGGACGGAUGGAUCUCAUCUACGUAA